Coffea eugenioides is the source of this 5271-nucleotide messenger RNA. RefSeq lists its product as uncharacterized. Lineage: Eukaryota; Viridiplantae; Streptophyta; Magnoliopsida; Gentianales; Rubiaceae. The transcript has 7 exons. Gene Ontology annotation, biological process: DNA integration. The coding region runs from base 1 to 5271 and encodes 1756 amino acids. Gene Ontology annotation, molecular function: nucleic acid binding; RNA-DNA hybrid ribonuclease activity. The record is from RefSeq and is a predicted model, not a curated record.
AUGGGCAAGGAUUUCAGCCUCAAGGUGGUCAAGGUGGUCCAAACAUGCCUCCGGAUCCACAAGCUUUUCUAUCAGACUACUGCAGAGCCUGUUGUGCCGGAGCACACUGUUCAAACCAAGCCAGAACUGCCCGUGGGAUUCAAGACCCCGAAGUUCAAUAAAUAUGAUGGUACGGGCAACCCGAAGACACACUUGCAUUUGUUUGCCAACAAGUUGGGCAGACCGGUGGAUGACGAAAACUUGCCAUUAAGGUUAUUUCCAGAGAGUCUAGAAGGAGACGCCCUCGAUUGGUAUUCAAACUUAAAGCCAAAGGAGGUGAAGACUUGGCUUGAUCUAUCCAACGCCUUCAUCAGACAAUAUGAGUAUAACUGUGAGCUAGCACCGACCCGAACUACUUUGGAAGGCACGAAGAGGCGACCAUCUGAAGAUCAUAAGACAUACGCCAAAAGAUGGAGAAAGAUAGCUGCCAAGGUUGAGCCUCCGAUGACCGAAGAUGAAAUUAUUCGCACUUUCAUAAAGGCGCAUGAUCCUCCAUACUUCGAAGAAAUCUUCCGUAUGACUGGGUGUACAUUUGCUGCGAUUGUGAAUAAACUCGAAGAGUAUGAUGAUUUUGUGAGAGCCGGAAAAAUUGUUAACAUCUCUGCCCUAAAAUCACAGGUAGAAGCUUUGCAAGGGCAAGGAAGCAGCAGGCCUCUAGACCAAUUGAAGGCCGCCGGGAAAAUUGGUAUGGUACCCCCUCCUACCUAUCCAUAUGGCAUGCCCGCUUGGUAUAACCCACAAGCUGUCUGUGCUUAUCAUUCAGGGGCACCCGGACAUUCGACUGUUGAUUGCAAGGCUCUUAAGCAUAGAAUUCAAGAUAUGAUUGAAGCCAGAGAGAUUGUAAUUAGGAAAAAGGAGGCACAAGGGACGAAUAUAAAUAGGAACCCCUUGCCUGAACACGCUAAUACCAUUGGGGUCAUUCUGGACGACGCAGAGUAUGAGGAGCAAGUCCAGAAAUUGGCAAGGGAAGCUGAGGUGUUUGGGGUCACAGACCAACCAUUUAUAAUGGAGGUGCCAUUUGAGGAGGAUAAAAGACCUUUUAUUUUGGAUCUCACUCUAGCUGAGAGCAAGGCUUUGGAGCCAGUGGUCAUCGAAUUCCCAGAGCAGGAGCCUGUUUUGAGUUUGCAGCGAGUACCGUGGAACUACAAUGAACCUGUCAUACAAAUUGGAGAAAAGUCAGUUGCCAAAGAAGAGGUGUCAGUGGUCACCAGAUCUGGGAGGAUUGCAAGUCCGUUUGGAGCUACCGUUCCGAUUCAAGUAAAUAACCCCGAGCUGCCUGCUAAACCAACAGUUACUGAGAAGGAAGCCUUGGAUUUUCUUAAAAGGCUCCAAAGAAGUGAAUAUAUUGUAGUCGAGAAGCUAAGCAAGUCGCCCGCCCAAAUAUCCAUGUUGGAUCUGCUCUUUUCUUCGGAUAUGCAUAGGGAUGCGUUGCUCGAAAUGCUGACCAAAGCUCAAAUCCCUAAGGACAUUUCGGUUGCUAAUUUCUCACAUGUGGUUGGGAGUGUGUUAUUUACAAAACAAAUUACUUUCUCUGAUGAUGAAUUACCGGCAAAAGGCAUUGGACAUAACAAGGCUCUGUACAUAGCUGUGAGUUGCAACGGGAAAAUUUUGCCAAAGGUGUUGAUUGACAAUGGAUCUGCGCUUAAUAUCUGCCCUUGGAGUACCUUGGAAAAGCUAGGGUUGCAAGAUAUCAAGCUGAGGCCCUCAGGGACCAUAGUUAGAGGUUUUGAUGGAGCACGAAGGGAACCUAUAGGAGAAGUGGAUUUAGUCAUCGAGAUGGGGCCCGCACAGUUUCAGAUAGCUUGCCAAGUCAUGCAUUUUCCUAGUGUUUAUAAUGUUUUGGUUGGAAGGCCGUGGAUUCAUAAGUCCGGAGCUGUGCCUUCUUCAUUGCAUCAAUUGUUGAAAUUCAUAGUAAAUGACAAAUUGAUAACUAUCUUUGCCGAGGAGGAUUGCCUCGUGAUUGCUGAUUCUGGGUCCAAAGAAGAUGGUAGCCGAAGCGCCAUAGUAACCCCUCAUAGCACAGCUGAUAUCGUCUCCGUAAGUUGGAUAACAAAAGAGGAACGAGCUUUGUCAAAGGCCAGUGUCAUGAUGGCUAAGGAAAUGAUCCGCGGAGGAUAUGAGUUUGAUAAAGGGCUGGGACGUGAUCUGCAAGGAAUUCUGAAGCCAGUGAAAAUUGUGGAGAAAAAGGAUUCAUUCGGUUUGGGUUUCCGACCAACCGCUAGAGACAUCAAAGAAAUGAAGGAAUGCAAGAGAGCAGAGAAAGAAGGCAGGCCAAGGGCCCUUGAUAUUCCACCACUGCAUUAUACUUUUCCACGACCGACCGAGGAGAUGCUUGAAUUCUUGACUGUGUUCCAGGAUGUAUUUGCAUGGUCCUAUGAUGAUAUGACUGGUAUUUCAACUGAUGUGGUAGUGCAUAAGUUGCCCACAGACCCUACUUUUCCACCCGUAAAACAAAAAUCCCGAAAAUUCAAACCAGAUAUGAGCCUCAAAAUAAAAGAGCAAAUCGAAAAACAACUCAAAACCAACAUUAUCAUUGUUUCCCAUUACCCUAUUUGGCUUUCGAAUCCAGUCCCUGUUCCAAAAAAGAAUGGAGAGGUACGAGUUUGUGUUGAUUACAGAGACCUCAAUAAGGCCAGUCCUAAAGAUGAUUUUCCUCUGCCAAAUAUUCACAUUCUCCUGGACAAUACCGCUGGGCAUGAGAUUGAAUCUUUUUGUGAUUGUUUCGCUGGAUACCACCAGAUUUUGAUGGCAGAAGAGGAUAGGGAGAAGACUGCUUUUAUCACCCCUUGGGGCACGUUUUGCUACCGAGUGAUGCCAUUUGGUCUAAAGAAUGCCGGAGCUACGUAUCAAAGGACCAUGACCACCCUGUUUCAUGAUAUGAUCCACCGGGAGAUGGAGGUCUACGUGGAUGACAUCAUAAUCAAGUCUAAAAGAGCAGAGAACCAUUUGGUUGAUUUGAAGAAGCUGUUCGAAAGGUUGCGAAAGUACAAUUUGAAGCUAAAUCCUGCGAAAUGCGCCUUUGGGGCACCAGCUGGUAAAUUGUUGGGCUUCAUUAUUAGUAAGAGAGGCAUAGAGAUAGAUCCAGCAAAAAUUAAGGCAAUUCGAGAUAUGCCAGUGCCGAAAACUCAGAAAGACGUGAAAAGUUUCUUAGGAAAGAUCAAUUUUAUUGGGAGAUUCAUUGCCCAGUUGACUGCCACAUGCGAGCCGUUGUUCAAAUUGUUGAGAAAGAAUGUGCCUUUGUACUGGAGUGAAGAAUGCCAACAAGCUUUUGAUAAAAUCAAGGACUAUUUGUUACAUCCGCCAGUCUUGGUGCCACCCAAGCCAGGUCGACCAUUAAUCAUGUACCUAUCUGUGCUUGAAGAAGCAGUUGGUUGUGUCCUCGGGCAGCAUGAUGACUCUGGAAGGAAGGAGCAAGCCAUUUACUAUCUAAGCAAGAAGUUCACGCAGUAUGAGGCUAAUUAUUCAUUCAUUGAGAAAAGCUGCUGUACAUUGGCCUGGGCUGCUCAAAAGCUGAGACACUACCUGUUGAGCCAUACCACUUAUCUUAUUUCCCGAUCUGAUCCUUUGAAGUAUCUCUUGGAGAAGCCGAUGCUAACUGGACGUCUGGCUAAAUGGCAGAUAAUUCUCUCAGAGUUCGAUAUUGUUUUCACUUCACAGAAGGCCGUCAAGGGGCAAGCUAUAGCUGAUCAUUUGGCAGAAAAUCCAAGGGAUGAUGAUUAUCAACCACUUCAUACUUAUUUCCCUGAUGAGAAAGUCUUAUUUGUAGGCGCCACGGACGAUAUAAGUGAGCAAAGCCCUGAAUGGAGGCUUUUCUUCGAUGCCAAAUUGCAAUUUGCUUGUACAAACAACAUGGCUGAAUAUGAAGCCUGCAUUUUUUGUCUCAAAAUUGCUUUAGAAAUGGAAAUCAAAGAGUUGAUAGCUUUCAGUGAUUCAGAUUUGCUCGUGCACCAAACCUUGAAGCAGUGGAUAACCAAGGAUUCAAAAAUUUUGCCCUACCAUAGUAGUUUGCUCACUCUGGCAAAGCAAUUUCAAAAUUUGGAGUUCAGACAUCUCCCGCGAGCCCGAAACGCAUUUGCUGAUGCUUUGGCCACCUUAGCCUCUAUGAUCCAGUAUCCAGAUGAAUUGAGGAUCGAACCAAUUCAGAUUCAACUUCAAGACAAGCCUGCCCACUGUUGGGUUGUAGACAAGUCCUCUGACAAUAUUCCUUGGUAUAAUGAUAUUAAGGAGUUUCUCAAAACUGGGUCUUACCCUCUGUAUGCUAGUACAAAGGACAAGAGUUUUCUGCGUAGAAUGGCUUCAAAUUUUUUCUUAAGUGGAGAAGUUUUGUAUAAACGAACCUCAGAUUUGAACCUGUUAAGGUGCAUUGAUGAAGACGAAGCUCAAUAUAUGAUGAAAGAAGUGCAUAGUGGCGUUUGUGGACCUCACAUGAAUGGCCAUUUGCUAGCAAAGAAAAUCAUGAGAACCGUCGCCCCAUGGCCCUGUUCAAUGUGGGGUAUGGACGUGAUUGGUACAAUUGAUCCGCCCGCCUCGAAUGGACAUCGAUUUAUAUUGGUGGCAAUUGAGUACUUUACCAAAUGGGUUGAAGCGGAGUCAUUCAAACAUGUAACGAAGAAGGUAGUUGCCAAUUUCUUGAGAGAUCACAUCAUCUGUCGCUUUGGGGUACCCGAAACGCUUAUUACAGACAAUGCCAAGAAUCUGAACAAUGACAUGGUAGAUGGACUAUGUGAGCAGUUCAAGAUCAAACACCGCAACUCUGCCAUUUAUAGGCCUCAGAUGAAUGGAGCUGUAGAAGCCGCAAACAAGAAUUUGAAGAAGAUACUCAUGUAUGGAAUGGAAGCUGUAUUACCAGUCGAAGUUGAAAUUCCUUCGCUACGAAUCCUCAUGGAAGCUAAGUUGGAGGAGGCUAAUUGGAUAAAGCAGCACUAUGAGCAAUUGACUUUGAUCGAUGAAAAGCGGUUCAGUGCUAUCUGUCAUGGUCAGUGCUACCAGAAACGUGUGGCCUGGGCUUACAACAAAAAAGUCCAUCAGCGUGCAUUCGAAGAAGGUGACAAAGUACUAAAGCGAAUUUUGCCGAUGCAAGAUAAAGCUAAAGGCAAAUUUGCUCCAAAUUGGCAAGGGCCGUUCAUUGUCCAAAAGGUAUUACCUGGCGGAGCGCUUAUUUUGGCAGAAAUGGAUGGACGAGCAUUCCCUCAACCCAUCAACUCAGACAUGUGCAAGAAGUUUUUCAUUUGA